This is a messenger RNA of Vigna umbellata (rice bean), 1748 nucleotides long. Lineage: Eukaryota; Viridiplantae; Streptophyta; Magnoliopsida; Fabales; Fabaceae. The record is from RefSeq and is a predicted model, not a curated record.
AAUUCAUAAUUUGCAUCCUCAGGUUCCAACUAGGGUUUGAGUUUUUCCUUUUCUCUCUCAACCUGUAGAAAUCAAGAUUACACAUAACAAAACCCAGCAUUUUUUUUCGUUUUAAUUUUGGCUUCAGAUUUUUUAUUAUCGAAAUUGUGAAAUGGAGGGAGCAGGCAGUGGGAGCGGAGAAGUGUCGACGGCGGGGCCGACACCGAUUCCGAACGCUAACGCGCCGCCGCCUUUCCUGAGCAAGACGUAUGACAUGGUGGACGACCCUUCGACGGACUCAAUUGUGUCGUGGAGUCCAACGAACAACAGCUUCAUUGUUUGGAACCCUCCGGAGUUCGCCAGAGACCUUUUGCCCAAACACUUCAAGCACAAUAACUUCUUCCAGCUUCGUUCGCCAGGUUUUAGAAAGGUAGACCCGGAUCGCUGGGAGUUUGCAAAUGAGGGAUUUUUAAGGGGUCAAAAGCACUUGCUUAAGACCAUAUCUCGGCGGAAACCUGCCCAUGAUCAUAAUCAUCAACAAGCACAACAAGUACACGGACAGAAUUCAUCGGUUGGGGCUUGUGUAGAAGUUGGGAAGUUUGGACUUGAGGAAGAGGUUGAAAUUCUCAAGAGAGAUAAGAAUGUGCUCAUGCAAGAGCUUGUGAGAUUGAGGCAGCAGCAGCAAUCUACUGAUAACCAGCUGCAGACUAUGGUUCAGCGCCUUCAGGGAAUGGAGCAACGACAGCAACAAAUGAUGUCAUUCCUUGCAAAGGCUGUUCAGAGCCCUGGUUUCUUAGCUCAAUUUGUACAACAGCAAAAUGAUAGUAAUAGACGCAUAACAGAGGCAAAUAAAAAACGUCGACUGAAGCAGGAAGGUAUUGGUGAAAUGGAACAUACAGCUGCUUCUGAUGGGCAAAUUGUUAAAUAUCAACCUCUGAUAAAUGAAGCAGCAAAAGCAAUGGUAAGGCAAAUAAUGAAAUUGGAUGCUUCUCGACAAGAAUCUUUCAGUAAUAACCCCGAUAAUUAUUUGAUUGGUGAUCAUUCAUCACCAUCCAGUGAAAUGGACAGGGGAAACUCUUUGAGUCGAUCUUCUGGAGUAACACUUCAAGAGGUCCCUCCAACUAAGGUGCAGUCUUCUUAUGUUCCAUCUGCAGCAAGGACUCAAGGGCACGGUCCUUCAACAGGAAAAUCUGAAAUUCUAUCUUCUUCCCAAGUUGCAGCCUGUGAAGAAGUUACAUAUCCUAAUCUAAAUGUUUCAGUUGGGGAACCUAAUGCACCUGCUAUCCCUGUUACUCAAACAGAUGAAAUAAUGCCGGACCUUGCUACAAUACCAGAUAUAGUAGCAGAAAACAUUCUCAAUAUUCCUCAAGAAAAUUAUAUGGCACCAGAAACUGGUGGUGACGGAUACAUGGAUCCUACUUCAUUUGGGGUGAAUAUGUCACUACCCCUUGAUUUUGAUAGUAUUUCAACUGAACCAGACAUCGAUGAUUUGUUGAACAAUCCUCACUUUUGGGAUGAUAUUGUGCGAACUCCGGUGUCAGAGGAUAUUGAAACGAAUGGUACUGAAGUAUUCUAUGAGAAUGAGUUGCAGCCAACUGAAAAUGGAUGGGAAAAAUCUCAACAUAUGGACCUACUUACUGAACAGAUGGGCUUACUUUCUUCUGAUGCAAAAAAAAAUUGAAUGUCUUAUGAAAAUGUACAUUAAUAAUUCAUAUUGUUCAAGGUAACCUUGUCCCCAACAAUGAGUGAUGUUCUUUUAGUACUAAUUA